AGGGUGAAGUGAAGAAGUGAAGCCUCCCAGCUGAACUACUAUGAGGUCAGAAGCCUUGCUGCUAUAUUUCACACUGCUACACUUUGCUGGGGCUGGUUUCCCUGAAGAUUCUGAGCCAAUCAGUAUUUCGCAUGGCAACUAUACAAGACAGUAUCCGGUGUUUGUGGGUCACAAACCAGGGCGGAACACCACGCAGAGGCACCGGCUGGACAUCCAGCUUGUCAUGGUCAUGAAUAGGACCCUCUACAUUGCUGCUAGGGACCAUAUUUAUACUGUUGAUAUGGACACAUCACAUACAGAAGAAAUUUAUUUUAGCAAAAAAUUGACAUGGAAAUCUAGACAAGCUGAUGUAGACACAUGCAGAAUGAAGGGAAAACAUAAGGAUGAGUGUCAUAAUUUUAUUAAGGUUCUCCUGAAAAGAAAUGAGGAUACACUGUUUAUCUGUGGAACAAAUGCAUUCAACCCUUCAUGCAGGAACUACAAGAUGGAUACCCUGGAGUUUCUGGGAGAUGAAUUCAGUGGAAUGGCCAGGUGUCCCUAUGAUGCAAAGCAUGCCAAUGUUGCCCUGUUCGCAGAGGGAAAGCUGUAUUCUGCCACAGUGACUGACUUCCUUGCAAUAGAUGCAGUCAUAUACCGGAGCCUUGGAGACAGCCCAACUCUGCGGACAGUUAAACAUGACUCAAAGUGGUUGAAAGAACCAUACUUUGUCCAGGCGGUGGACUAUGGCAAUUACAUUUACUUCUUCUUCCGGGAAAUAGCAGUGGAGUACAACAGCAUGGGAAAGGUAGUCUUCCCAAGGGUGGCUCAGGUUUGCAAAAAUGACAUGGGAGGAUCUCAGAGAGUGCUGGAAAAACAGUGGACUUCCUUUCUCAAGGCUCGUUUGAACUGCUCGGUUCCUGGCGAUUCACACUUCUACUUUAACAUACUGCAGGCGGUUACAGAUGUUAUCCAUUUCAAUGGCCGGGAUGUUGUUUUAGCAACCUUCUCCACUCCAUAUAAUAGCAUCCCUGGCUCUGCAGUGUGUGCCUAUGACAUGCUUGACAUCGCCAAUGUGUUUACUGGGAGAUUCAAAGAACAAAAGUCUCCAGAUUCCACAUGGACACCAGUUCCUGAUGAACGAGUGCCCAAGCCCAGGCCUGGUUGCUGUGCCGGCUCUUCAUCAUUAGAAAAAUAUGUAAGCUCUAACGAGUUCCCAGAUGAUACUCUGAACUUCAUCAAAACACAUCCACUGAUGGAUGAGGCUGUACCUUCCAUUGUCAAUAGACCCUGGUUCCUGAGAACGAUGGUCAGAUACCGCCUGACUAAAAUUGCUGUGGACUCUGCCGCUGGGCCAUAUCAGAACUACACUGUGGUUUUCCUGGGAUCAGAGAAAGGAAUCAUCCUGAAGUUCUUGGCACGGACAGGAAACAGUGGUUUCCUAAAUGACAGCCUUUUCCUGGAGGAGAUGAACGUUUACAACCCUGAAAAGUGCAGCUACGACGGUGUGGAAGAGAAGCGGAUCAUGGGCAUGCAGCUUGACAAGCCCAGCAGCGCCCUGUACGUCGCCUUCUCUACCUGUGUCAUCAGGGUUCCUCUGGGGCGCUGUGAGCGUCACGGCAAAUGCAAAAAGGCCUGCAUAGCAUCCAGAGAUCCCUACUGCGGAUGGGUGAGGGAGAGCGGGACGUGCACGCAGCUGCCCCUUGGCUCCAAACUGCCAUUUGAACAGGACAUAGAACAUGGCAAUACAGAUGGCCUGGGUGACUGCCAAAAUUCCUUCGUAGCCCUGAAUGACAUUUCAACUGCUUCACCCGAUCAUGAAGUGUCUUACGACACAGCGUAUGGACACUCCAGUUCCCUAGUCCCAAGCACCACCACUUCCGACUCUCGCGCUCGACAGGGUUAUGAUGCUAGGGGACGCAUGCUGGAUUGGAAGGAUCCGCUUGGUUCAUCAGAAAACACAGAUCCAUAUGUGGCAGUUUCAUCCCAUAAUCAUCAAGACAAGAAGGGAGUGAUUCGUGAGAGUUACCUGAAGGGUCACGACCAGCUGGUACCAGUCACCCUGUUGGCCAUUGCUGUUAUUCUUGCUUUUGUCAUGGGGGCCGUCUUUUCAGGAAUUAUAGUGUACUGCAUCUGUGACCAUCGCCGCAGAGACAUGGCUGCUGUGCAGAGGAAGGAGAAGGAGCUGACCCACUCCCGCCGCGGCUCCAUGAGCAGCGUUACCAAGCUCAGUGGCCUCUUUGGGGACGCUCAGUCCAAGGAGCCGAAGCCUGAAGCGAUCCUCACGCCUCUGAUGCACAAUGGCAAGCUGGCUACCCCAGGCAGCACUGCCAAGAUGCUGAUCAAAGCUGACCAGCACCAUCUGGACCUUGCCGCCCUGCCAACCCCUGAGUCCACCCCAACCCUGCAACAGAAGAGAAAGCCAAGCCGUGGCAGCAGGGAAUGGGAGAGAAACCAGAACCUCAUCAAUGCCUGCACAAAAGAUAUCCCUCCGAUGGCCUCGCCCGUGAUUCCAACCGACCUGCCGCUCAGGGCUUCUCCUAGCCACAUUCCCAGUGUUGUGGUCCUGCCCAUAGCCCAGCAGGGCUACCAGCACGAGUACGUUGACCAGCCAAAAAUGAGCGAUGGGGCUCAGAUGUCUGUGGAGGACCAGAAUGCUACCCUUGAGUACAAAACUAUCAAGGACCAUCUCGUUGGUAAAAGCCCCAGCCACGGGGUUAACCUAGUGGAGAACCUUGACAGCAUGCCACCAAAGGUGCCCCAGCGGGAAGCUUCCCUCGGGCCACCAAGCACCUCGCUGUCACAGAGUGGCCUAAGCAAGCGGCUGGAGAUGCACUCAUCUGCUUACAGCGUGGACUACAAGAGAAGCUACCCUACAAACUCGCUCACGAGAAGCCACCAGACGUCGACCCUCAAAAGAAACAACACUAACUCCUCUAACUCGUCCCACCUUUCCCGCAAUCAGAGCUUCGGACGGGGAGACAACCCACCGCCAGCCCCGCAGCGAGUGGACUCCAUACAAGUCCACGCGGCGCAGGCCCAGGCUGUGACUGUAUCGCGGCAGCCGAGUCUCACCGCUUACAACUCGCUGACGAGGGCAGGGUUGAAACGCACGCCCUCACUAAAGCCAGACGUACCUCCCAAGCCUUCUUUUGCUCCGCUCUCCACAUCCAUGAAGCCCAAUGAUGCGUGUACAUAA
Messenger RNA from Merops nubicus (carmine bee-eater), 3175 nucleotides. It is a transcript of the gene SEMA6A, whose product is annotated as sema domain, transmembrane domain (TM), and cytoplasmic domain, (semaphorin) 6A. The record is from RefSeq and is a predicted model, not a curated record. Gene Ontology annotation, biological process: negative regulation of axon extension involved in axon guidance; semaphorin-plexin signaling pathway; positive regulation of neuron migration. Bases 41 to 3175 code for a protein of 1044 amino acids. Gene Ontology annotation, molecular function: semaphorin receptor binding; chemorepellent activity. NCBI's taxonomy places the organism in Eukaryota, Metazoa, Chordata, Aves, Coraciiformes, Meropidae. The transcript has 19 exons.